Neltuma alba is the source of this 1047-nucleotide messenger RNA. RefSeq names its product glycine-rich RNA-binding protein 4, mitochondrial. The record is from RefSeq and is a predicted model, not a curated record. Lineage: Eukaryota; Viridiplantae; Streptophyta; Magnoliopsida; Fabales; Fabaceae. Gene Ontology annotation, cellular component: precatalytic spliceosome; U2 snRNP; catalytic step 2 spliceosome. Gene Ontology annotation, biological process: mRNA splicing, via spliceosome. The coding region runs from base 287 to 799 and encodes 170 amino acids. The transcript is spliced from 4 exons. Gene Ontology annotation, molecular function: RNA binding.
UGUAAGACUGAAAAAUCCUCAAAUUUUACCAAGAGAAAAGGUGAAGAAGCUUACCAGCGUUGUGGAAGGCUGGGAGCACAAAAAACUGAAAAAGGGUUUUGGUGAGAGAUUUUUAGCCACUGGGGUCUGGAGUACUGGACUGUUGUGGCCGGUUUUCAAAUGCCAUAACAUCAUAUUGAAGAUUUUAGGCUACGAGCGACGUCGAAAACGUCGGAACCGUUUAGGUUUUGGGGGAUUCGGUGUUUUGAGCCACACUCCUGUGUGGGUUGGCUGGAAAAGAUUAAAAAUGGCACUCCUGCAAAAUUCACAAGUUGUGUUUCCCAAAUGUUUCGCCAUUUCAAAACCAUCAACCCCCAACUCUCUAUUUCUAAAACUGUCACUGUGUCCGAUGUUUCCUUCACUAUCAACGUCAAUUCCUGCCUUAUUCCCCACUCUUCGCCGCGACCCAUUUUCAUUCGUUCGCUGCAGCUGCAACUUCGGCUCCAAUUCUUCUGCGGAAUUCAACAUUUCUUCUCCAGCCAAAGUCUUCAUUAAAGGGCUUCCUCUGUCAACUUCUGGAGGACGCUUGGUUAAGGCAUUUUCAGAGUUUGGUGAAGUUAGUCAAGUUAAGCUGCUCAUGGAUAAAGAAUCUGGGCAGUUCCUAGGUAUUGCAUACAUUUGGUUUGCGAAGGAAGAGUCUGCACAAUUGGCUGUGGAAAAGAUGAAUGGGAAGUUCUUCGAUGGCAGGUUUAUUGACGUCAGAAUUUUGAAGGCUGGAUCAUCAAAAAAUCGGAGGAACACAGCUCCAUACAAGUUUUGAUGUUGUGGACUACAUUUCUAUGCCAAAGAGUAAGUGUAAAUGAUUUGUGAAGAACAGAUUUAGUUUGUGAGGCCAAUUUUUAGCUUUUGCACUGUGGUGUAUUGUUUGAUAUUAGGCACUUUUAGUCUUGAUGUAAUCUUGUCUGAUCAUUGGAAUAGAUAUUAAUUAGAACAGUAAAAGAAUGAAAAUUGGUACAAUAUAUACUUCAUGUUUGUUGUAUGACCUUUUAUAUAAUUUAUUUUCAGGAA